AUCGACAUUAUCGAUAGUGACUCACUGUGCUCGCAUCUCUAAUACAUAUGUAAAUAAAAAGUUUAAGUGCUUCACAAGAAAAGAGUUCAGCAGGUGGCAAUGGAGAUGGAGGAGAAUCGACUUUAUGACGAUGCUAACGAUAAAAUUCGGCUGGGCAACGAAUUAAAAAAUGCGUUGGUCGAGUUCGAGGACAUAGCUGGUGUUUCAAAAGUGCAACGAAAAAUCCAACAGGAACUUAAGUUCUUGGAAAAGGUUAUACGUACAAAAACAUUGAAGGAGAAUCACAUAACCAGCAGUAACUUUGUGAACUAUGAGUUUCUCAUUAAAACAUUGCGAUUGCAACAGGGUGUCGUCGAUAUAAAUUCAGUGUUUCCUCUCGAAUCGCGUGACAAUCCUCUGCGUGUUGACAUUGUGGCCAACAAUGGCUUAAAAUGGAUCAAGGUAAUCGCACGCAACUCCAAGUCAAUUGAAGAUGCUGCCAAGGGCUGUGUUAGCUUUGGGGCACGCAGCGUACUCGAUCAGGCUGCCGACUAUUUGGAGGCCAGUGAACUACAUUUUUGCAUGUUUCAGCGCCCGAAGAUUGUAUUUUACUUCUCUAACAAAAUCGAAAGCUCUCUGCACGAUGAACUCAAGGAAAUGGGAGUGCAAACGGCUUCGCUAGAAGAACCCGAUCAGGAUGUCGAUCAAUAUGCUACCAUGUCAAAUGAACUGAACUUGGAUGUCACUACCAUGUUAGCGUAUUGUAGCGCUCUCUCAAAUGGUCGCUGCAAUUGGAUCUUCAAGGAGCCACUUUUGACUGAACAAGCGGAAAAGGAACGAGAGCUUCCGGUUAAGCCAAUACUUGAGAAAAUAUUCGAGGGCAAGCGUCUGGUCUGCUGUCAACUAGCUUACGACGCUUUUGAAAAUAUUCUAAAAGUAUUGGGCGGUCCCCAUGAACGAGAAUUGGCUGCUGAGUUUAUGAAACGCGUUUCAAUCUUUCCGAAUGUUGACACGAUACCUGUUGAGUUCUCCAACAUCAGAUUCACUGCGAAAGUAAAUGAAAGAAGUUUGAAAAUAUUCAGCUUUGGUAUGGAACGUAAAAUAUUUACAGUAACUUCUAAUAAGGCAUUUGUGAGAUCAGCCAAAAUGCAGGGUAUCAACGUCCCCGUUUUUGUGCAUGCAUCACGAGCACUGACUGAGAGCAAAGAAGCUACUGCUAAGCCGCUAUAAAAAACAACUUUUUUGGGGUAUUGUUAAUAUUUAUUAAAAGAAAUGUACACGU
Molecule: messenger RNA, 1261 nt
Organism: Drosophila sulfurigaster albostrigata
Lineage: Eukaryota; Metazoa; Arthropoda; Insecta; Diptera; Drosophilidae
Product: UPF0415 protein C7orf25 homolog
Exons: 4
Coding region: 100-1209 (369 amino acids)
Source: RefSeq, a predicted model, not a curated record